AGUGUCCGCUCAGCUCAACUGCCUGCUCUCUGAGUGAGUGACUGGCCUGGCUGGGCCACUGGAGCAUGUCUGCAGGCUGCGAGGUGAACCUCAGGGGUCCUGGGGCCGGCCACAGGGCUCUUUGGAAGCUGACUGACACUGGGGUUGUGAGGGUUGUGGGGCCCGGGUGAGCUGCAGUACGCCCCAGGCCAGCGCCAUGAAGCUGAAUGAACGCAGCCUGGCUUUCUACGCCACGUGUGACGAGCCUGUGGACCACGAGGGCUUCCUGUACAAACAGGGUGGCCGGCCGGCGGCCUCGCAGCGGCGUUGGUUCGUACUGCGUGGCAACCUGCUCUUCUACUUUGAGGAGCCAGCGGCACGCCAGCCACUGGGUGUCAUCGUCUUGGAGGGCUGCACCGUGGAGCUGGUGGAGGCUGCCAAGGACUUCACCUUUGCCGUGUGCUUCGCUGGCGCCCGGGCCCGUGCCUAUGUGCUGGCUGCUGAGAGCCAGGCCGCCCUGGAGGGUUGGGUGAAGGCCUUGUCACGGGCCAGCUUCGACUACCUGCGCCUAGUGGUGCGUGAGCUGGAGCAGCAACUAGCUGCCAUGCAACCAGGGGGCGGCACCGCCCUGCCCCGCCGGCCCAGCGCACUCCCACCCAAGGAAAACGGCUGUGCUGUCUGGAACACUGAGGCUCCCACAGCUGUCCCUGUGGGCACCCGAUCCAGACCCCCGCAACCACCCCCACGCCGUCGGGCCUCCGCGCCCCUCGGGCCCUCUGACGCAGUGUCCUUCGCAAAGCUGCAUGAAGGGUACGGGCAGGAGAUCCAGGCGCUGCGGGCCCAGUGGCUCAGUCACCGUGCCCAGCCCUGAGGUCCCAGGGCCCUGACUGGGAGAUGCUGUUGACUUGCAUGCUGGGAGUGGCCCAGCUACAGGGUGCUCCAGACCCCACGGCUGCAGCUGGGGCCUGAUAAACACAUGGUCCUCACUCUGCCCUGGCAGCUGCUUGUGGGCCCUGGGUAUGGACAGAGAGCCCAACUGCGGUGCGCAGUGCCUGGUCCCCAGGGCCCUCAGACAGGCUGUGGGACUGUGUCCUUUGGUCCCUCUCCAGGAGCAGCUGGGCUACCCUGAGCCAGGGCGGGGCCUCUUGGGAACUCACUUGACCACCAGAGACUGGCUGGGCCCAGGAGGCCGGAACUGACCCAUGGGCAGGGUCCCCCAGGGAGGUGAGGCCAGAGCUGACUCACUACCCCCUGCAGUGCGCAGGUGCUGACUGGGGGUGGGGCCGUAGCUCCUGAGCCCCGCCUACCCUGUGCUCCUCUGCCCAGGCUGAGCACUGGCGGUCUCCUCUCACCGCAGUGCCCCUUCAUCCAGGAGGGGCUGGGACGCCUGGCCCUCAUCCUGGAAUGUUUACAGUCCCAGGAACCCUGGGGAUGCUGCCAGCUGCCUAGCCUAUGCCUGCCUCGCUGCCCCUUCCUCUUAUUUGGGGAGCCAUGGGGCUGGGGGCUGCAGGGAGAUUCUGAUUUCUAAAUCUCAGGGGUGGCCUUUCCCCUGGGGGAUGGAGCCAUUGGCUGGCACUGCUCCCCAAGGAUGGGGUCGGGGGGCCUCUGCCUGGCACUCUGGCCCCUCCUUAGCAGGUGCCUCUAGGGUUGUAGUACAUUUCCCUCCCUUUCCCCCUUGCCAGAUCUCUUAGGAGCUGGCCAGGGCUAGCUGGUGGGAUGUUAGCUCCCACUGUGGUACGGAUCUACAGACUUGAGGGUACAACAGCCCUGGUCUCCCAAGGCCUGGGCAGCAGUGGGGGUGCCUCUUCUUGGAGUACAAGCUGUGGCCUGGCUGCCUGGGGUGGGCAGGG
Molecule: messenger RNA, 1829 nt
Organism: Ochotona curzoniae (black-lipped pika)
Lineage: Eukaryota; Metazoa; Chordata; Mammalia; Lagomorpha; Ochotonidae
Gene: PHETA1
Product: PH domain containing endocytic trafficking adaptor 1
Exons: 1
Coding region: 197-850 (217 amino acids)
Biological process (GO): receptor recycling; endosome organization; retrograde transport, endosome to Golgi
Cellular component (GO): trans-Golgi network; recycling endosome; early endosome
Source: RefSeq, a predicted model, not a curated record